UUGCAGACUGGAAAUUGAACUGAAAUUGUUGAAUACUUAUAAAUAUUUUUUAAGUACUGUGCAAAGAUUUAAAUAAUUUAAAUGUCAGAUUUUGUUUUUAUCAAGUUCUGUUUACAUGUGCAAUGAUGUGUGAAAAGGAAAUGUAGGUCAUCACCCCAAGAGUCCUCAGAGCACUAGUACUGUUGUGUAUGUAAAUUUGUGUUUAUUGAGUGUUAAGAAAUAUCAUGGAAUACAGAAUAUAUCAUGGAAAUUACCUGUUAGUAAUAGAAGUAUACUAUAGGAAAACUGACUGAAAAAAAUGGAGAUUUUAAUUUGGGCUAUAUGUUUCAAUCUGAUGUCAGUAUCUGUAUCGAACCAGUUUGAUCCGCACGUUUACCCAUCUGUUGGACCUUUCUUUGAAGGCUGGUACAUGAGACUAAUUGAUUUCGGUACAAAUAAUAGCUAUGGAUUGUUAUUUGGUCAUGUCUUGUCUAUUCCGUCAACAAAUUCCUCCUAUCCCAAAGUUCUGGCUUCGUUAUUACACAGGAGUCAUUGCACCAACAAUAAUACAUAUAAGCUAUACUCUAGCAACGUUGUUUGUCUGGCAAAGGAUCUUAAUGUGACAGUCCGGAACGGUCCUGUUAUUAAAAAUCCAGAUGAUAAAAGUCCGCCUCAUUUCACAUGGCAAACUCCGUUCGGUCUAUUUACACAAACUAAUAACAUUACAACAUUUCACUUUGAUUUUGGAAAUUACAUUUUUAGAGGCAGAAUUGGACCCCCUGUACCUUGGGGACCUGACGGAGAAGGACCCGAAGGCUGGAUUGAUAAACUUCCCUUCAUUCCACUUCACUGGUUUGUAUUUAGUCUGAGAUCACGUGUCAUUUGGUAUGAACUAUUGAACGUACAAACAGGACAACGAAUUGAGGGAACAAAUGGCGUUGUUCAUAUGGAGAAAAAUUGGGGGAAUUCCUUUCCCAAAGGCUGGAUAUGGUCACAAGGUGUUUCCUCUCACGAUAAUAUAUCAUUUGCUCUCUCAGGAGGACUAGUAUCCUUAGGAGAAAUUACAACCACACAAUAUUUAAUUGGAUAUCGUAAUAUUGCUAAAAAUCUCAAUUUGAAUUAUCGCCCUGGGAAUGCAAAGUUUUCCGCUACUCAUAAUGGCUGUGUUGGAUGGUUUAAAAUAAAUGUGUACGGUUUAUUGCAUGAAAUUCAUCUAUCAGCUUCAGCAGAUUUGUCUACAUUUAGCGACUGCCUGUAUGGUCCUGAAAUAACCGGUUUUAGACAAGCAUGCAUUGAAAGCUACGACGCAAUUAUUAACAUCACAGUGUUUAAAAGGGAGUUUUUAUCUUUAAAGAAAAUUGAUUCACAAAUUAUAAAGCUUUCAGCACUAGAAUUUGGUGGAACGUACACCUGUGACAAGCAAUGCCAUCUUCAUGGGAAUGGUGAAUCUUGAUGUAGAUGAAAUAUCAAAGCGGUUGCGUUAUAGCGAAGUGUACGCAAAUGGGUAGUAUUUCGGAAUUUUGGGAAAUUAAAGCUGAACUGCCUUUGAAAAUUGAAAAGAUUUAUGUGAAAUUUAUACUUAAAGAGAUUCAAUUAAUGAAUUAAAAACUAGUGAAAUCGA
This is a messenger RNA of Mytilus californianus (California mussel), 1600 nucleotides long. RefSeq lists its product as uncharacterized. The record is from RefSeq and is a predicted model, not a curated record. Gene Ontology annotation, molecular function: tocopherol cyclase activity. The transcript is spliced from 2 exons. The coding region runs from base 299 to 1432 and encodes 377 amino acids. Lineage: Eukaryota; Metazoa; Mollusca; Bivalvia; Mytilida; Mytilidae.